Nerophis lumbriciformis (worm pipefish) is the source of this 3588-nucleotide messenger RNA. The record is from RefSeq and is a predicted model, not a curated record. NCBI's taxonomy places the organism in Eukaryota, Metazoa, Chordata, Actinopteri, Syngnathiformes, Syngnathidae.
AUGGUUGGACUAAAUUUUGUUUCCUUCCAUCUCGUUAGCUCUGAUGAUUUGACAGAUUUGGAUGAAGACUUUGAGCCUCCAUUGAAAAAUACCAAGCGGAAAAAGCAGACAAAGUCAAGCUCGCUGCCACCCAAGAAACCUAGGCGCAAAGAUGAAUUGAUGACAUCACCAAUCCUGGCUAGUAGCCUGUCUCUAUCUACGCCAGAGGUUUCUGAGGAUGAGCAGUCAUCCCAAAUCACAACCAGGCAGGCCUUAUCCAAGCCGAAGAAAAGAGCGGUGAACAGAGGUGACAAAGUGAUCAGUGCAAAGGAUUUGUACGAAGCUGUCAGUGUUGGAAAGAGUGAUCUCAUGCUGAUAAUUGAUGAUUGGCUGGACUACUACAAGCAGAGCCGGGAGCCAGGAUUUUUGGUGCUAAUCAACUUCAUCGUUCAGUGCUGUGGAUGCCCAGGUGUGGUUACCGAGGCGAUGCUUGACAACAUGCAAAAUGCAGACAUAAUCACCACGCUGACCAAAAAGUUUGAUCAGAGUUCAGCAAGCUACCCUUUGUCUGGAACAGGCGCCUCGCCCAAGCGAUUUCGAGCGGGCCUCUGCGAGUUUGCCCGCAUCCUUGUGAACUCCUGUCAAAACAGUCUCAUUUAUGAUGAUUAUCUUUUUCCCUCCUUGUUGUCCCUCCUCACCGGGCUGUCUGACUCCCAAGUCAGAGCAUUCAGACACACAAGUACCCUGCUCGCCAUGAAACUGAUGUCAGGAAUGGCAAAGGUGGUUGUGGCCGUGUCCAUUCAGCUGCAAACAGUAAGGCGGCGCUAUGACUUGGAGUGCGGCAAAAACAUGGAGGAUCAAGACUCUGAGCGACUGGAAGAUUUCAAGACUGUCAUCAAAGAGCUGCUGGAGAACAAAGAGGAGUUGUCAUCCAUGAUGAAAGCCACCUUUCGGGGCAUUUUUGUGCACCGCUACCGUGACCAGCAAGUGGAGAUCAGAGGUCUUUGCGUGGAAGAGCUGGGCGUGUGGGUCAAAUUGAACCCCGAAUGCUACCUCAAUGAUGGCUGUCUCAAAUACCUGGGCUGGAUGCUUAAUGACAAGCAAAGCGUGGUGCGUCUGCAUUGUGUGCGAAGUCUGCAGGGUCUCUAUGAGGAGCAGGAGUUCAUUGGUCGCAUGGAGCUUUUCACCAGCAUGUUCAAAAAUAGGCUGCUCAAUAUGAUCAUGGACAAGGACUCUGAGGUUGCUGUAGAAGUGGUCAAGUUGUUGCUGCAAAUCCAUGAGGCCAUGGAUGAAGAAGGCCUGCAGGAGGAGGAAUGUGCUCAUAUCUAUCCCCUGGUUUACAACGCUAACCGCAGUUUGGCCUCCGCAGCCGGCUUGUUCCUCUAUAAGAAGCUAAAAAGAAUGAUUGGCAAUGAGAACGAGACGGACAUGAAUUUUAACUUCAUCCAAAUUCUCAUCAACUUCCACAUUAAGAGUGAGUUCAAGGAGCAUGCGACUUACCUGGUGGAUAGUCUAUGGGGUGCUGCGAGCUCUGAGUUAAAGGACUGGGAGUGUAUGACUAAUCUUUUGCUCCAGGAAAGUGGUUUAAUGGACGAAGAAGAAGGCGUACUCAUCGACUUGAUGAUAUGCUCAAUCAGACGGGCAGUGGAGGCAACCCCACCAUUAGGGAGAAUUUCAUUCAAGAAGAGCCUGAGUAUGAAGGAAAGGAAGACCCAGGAACAAGACAGGAGUCGUAUCACAGCCCAUUUUAUCCCAAUUCUUGGACUGUUGCUGGCCAAGUACUCUGCAGACACAGGGACUGUAAGACUCCUCCUGCAAAUGCCUCUCUACUUUGAUUUGGACUUGUACGGCAACUCACAGCGCACGGAGAAGCAUUUGGACCAGCUGCUCUCCCAGAUCUGCAGGAUUGUUGAGAAGCACACUGAUAACGCUGUGUUGGGAGCGUGCACCAAGCUUGUUAACACGCUCUGCUCCAACAGCCAUGCUUUCUCCUCCCGCUCCAACCUAGUUUUUAGUCAACUCCUUGACAACCUGACUGAGCACUUCAACUCCUGUUACAGUGACCUGGAGCAGGACCCAACUGUUGAUGUUUUCAGUGCAGCCAUGGCCUUGAAAAGGAUUGCAGCCUUGGUCAGUGGCACCAACCUGUCAAGUGGAAGACUUUUUGACUCUUGCAUGGAGCUUCUUAAAAGCAGGAUGGAGUCCAGAUAUCUUGAUGAGGAACUCGUGGUGGCAGCUCUGAAAUGCUCUGCUUUCCAUCUAAUGUGGGCCAAAGUGAAUCUUCUCCCUCUUCCAAGCCAGGUCGACAUGAAAUGGCUGAAGAAGAAGGUCCAAUCCUUCUGCCGAAUCUGCGAAACAUGUCUGUCUCUUGGCCAGGCUGAGAUCCGAGAUCAGGCAUUUGAGUUGCUGUGUGACCUCCUGAUCCUUUACAGUCGAAUUUCUGUCCACUCUGAUCCCGCCCUUGAAAACUUGUACCACGUGCCCUCUAAUUCUCUGCGUGCAGAAAUGGCAGCUUUCGUUGUGGACUAUGUCCUUUCAGACACUGAUGAUGAUGAGUUGGAAGAUCAACAGGAGGAGCAACUCAGACUUCUUGAGAAGAAGCGCAAGCAGCUUGCCGGCUUUUCUAAGUUGGUCAUCUACGGCGUGUUCGACAUAACCGCUGCCACUGACAUCUUCAAGCAUUACAACAAGAACUUCAAGGACUUUGGUGACAUCAUUAAAGAGACCAUAAAUAAGACGAAGCUCAUCAAUCCUAUACUGAGCGCCAGGACUCUCUGCCUGUCUAUGCAGCAGCUGUACUCAGAAAUGCUGACAGAGGAGCUCAGCAGAAGAGAUACUGACGAGAUACGAGAUUUGGCCAGAAAGCUCACCAUGACUUUUGGCAAUGACCUUCAACAAGCUCACAAACCUCUGCUAGCUCUGCACAUGAGCGGCAUACUUUUUGCCUUCAAGGGACCGCGCGAAGAAGGGGAAGAACAGCACCCUAAUUUGGCCUUUUUUGAGAUCCUCAGCGAAUGCAAUUUUAAGCUGGUACCGAAAGACAAGGCCAGGCUGGUUACUUUCCUGAAAUCCUCUUGCCCCACUGAUGUACUCUUGUCCUCGAAACCGGUCUGUAUGUAUCAGAGGUCCUUGGAAGGGACCUCUGCCCAGGUCAGGGAAACAGGGGUUGGUCUGCAAACAGUCUCGGCCACUAAACGCCGAAAGACCAAACCUCAAGGUUCAGUGGAUAGGUCCAAGAAAGAAUCCAUGUCAGAUAAUAGCCAUGUCCCAAGUCAGCUGUCCAGUCCGAUAUACACUUCCACUGGCCGUAAGGAGAUCCCGACCGAAACUAGGCUCCGCCAAGCUGUCAUAUUGGAAUCGGAUGUUGACAACAGUUUACCUGAUUUGGACUCUGAAGAGGAAUUCUCCUCAGGACUGAUCCAAACAUUUCAGAUCACAGGCACCAGGUAUGAUUUCUACGAAGAGGUUGAGCUCAACCACAGACUUGAAAUGAUAGCUGAGGGCGAUCCAGAACAAGAGGAAGCUGAGUGUGACGAAUGUGAAAGCCUGCCUUCAUUGGUGAUGGACGUGAUUCCAGACGGUCCAGGCAGGUCGAGAUGGGCACGGUGA